UUCUGCUCCGUUUACUUCCGGGUGAUGUUUACUGCAAAAAGGAAGCUCAUCCUGGUUCUGCUAACGAACUGCUGCUGGAUGUACCACCACCACCCCUCUGACAAAACAAUCAAAUAAGCGAUUCUGUGAUUUUUUACGCAGUUUAUUUGUAAAUUCAGACCCGGUGGAGCCGCAACCGCCGCUCGGACACCAACGUAGCGCCGAUGCUAACGAGCUAGCAUUUCUACGUCGAGCUGGCGGCUCUCCACGCCGUCCUACCCAACGUCCUGCUCAGGGGUUUCACCCACUCGGUCCUCGUCGCUCUGUCGUUCUGCUCGGUGGCUGCGUCGGACCAGCCGGGCGCCUUUCAUCAGAGGGCACAGUCGGUCAAAGCCGACGCUAAGCAGUGCCCGGGGUUCCUAGAGCCGCGCGUCGUGGAGAGUCGGUGCUCCGCCUUCCAGUAUCGAGCCGCCAACAAGUAUUCAGAGGGAGGUCGGAGCGUGAGAAACGGAGCCUCAAAGCUAGCGAUGCCCGGAUCCACGCCGGCCAGCAGCAAGGCUCGGGUCUACACCGACGUCAACACACAGAAGAACCGAGAGUACUGGGACUAUGACGCACACGUGCCAAACUGGAGUAAUCAAGACAACUAUCAGCUGGUGCGUAAACUGGGUCGAGGGAAGUACAGCGAAGUGUUCGAGGCCAUAAAUGUGACCAACAAUGAGAAAGUGGUGGUAAAAAUCCUCAAGCCCGUCAAGAAGAAGAAGAUCAAACGCGAAAUCAAAAUCCUCGAAAACCUGCGAGGAGGAACCAACAUCAUCCGUCUGGUGGACACGGUCAAAGACCCGGUGUCCAGAACACCAGCGCUUGUCUUUGAGUGCAUCAAUAACACAGAUUUUAAGGAGCUUUACCAGAAGCUGACAGACUAUGAUAUCCGUUACUACAUGUAUGAGCUUCUUAAGGCUCUCGACUACUGUCACAGUAUGGGGAUCAUGCACAGGGACGUGAAGCCGCACAACGUGAUGAUCGACCACCAGCUGAGGAAGCUGCGUCUUAUAGAUUGGGGUUUGGCUGAAUUCUACCAUCCUGCUCAGGAAUACAACGUCAGGGUGGCGUCCCGCUAUUUCAAAGGCCCCGAGCUGCUAGUGGACUAUCAGAUGUAUGACUACAGUUUGGACAUGUGGAGUCUAGGUUGCAUGUUGGCCAGCAUGAUCUUUCUGAAGGAGCCAUUUUUCCACGGCCAAGACAACUACGACCAGCUUGUCCGCAUCGCGAAGGUUCUCGGCACAGACGAGCUCUUCGGUUACCUGCACAAAUAUCACAUAGAACUGGACACUCGCUUCAAAGACCUGCUGGGACAACAAACACGGAAGCGUUGGGAGCAGUUCAUCCAGUCAGAGAACCAGCACCUGGUGAGUCCGGAGGCUCUGGACCUGCUGGACAAGCUGCUGCGCUACGACCACCAGCAGAGGCUGACGGCGGCGGAGGCCAUGCAGCACCCGUACUUCUAUCCUGUAGUGAAGGAACAGGCGAACGCCAACUCAGAUGGCACAAAGGCAAUAAGCAGCUCCAAUGCAACAUGAUAACCAGAGAGAGCAGGAAGAAUCUUUGUUACCUCAACUUGUGACCUUUUCGUGGCAGAAACCUCUGCCUCCACAUCAACAGCCAUACUGGAGCAAGAUGUCAAUUUUGCAGCACACACACACA
Molecule: messenger RNA, 1683 nt
Organism: Mugil cephalus (flathead mullet)
Lineage: Eukaryota; Metazoa; Chordata; Actinopteri; Mugiliformes; Mugilidae
Product: casein kinase II subunit alpha'-like
Exons: 13
Coding region: 507-1559 (350 amino acids)
Biological process (GO): regulation of chromosome separation; protein phosphorylation
Cellular component (GO): cytosol; protein kinase CK2 complex; nucleus
Molecular function (GO): ATP binding; protein serine/threonine kinase activity
Source: RefSeq, a predicted model, not a curated record